AUGAAAGCUGUUAUUCUCGCUGCGGGAUAUGGAACAAGGUUGCAGAGAGAUAUUGAUAAUGACACGAGCGGGAGAUUCAAACAUCUGGCUGGAAUUGCCAAGCCACUGCUUCCUGUGGGGCACUGUGCCUUGAUAUCUCACUGGGUCCAAGCAUUGAGUACCACUGGAUGCGUGGACACAGUCUUUGUCAUUGUAAGUAUCAAAGUACAUUAAGAGUAUUUUAUAUGAAUUAUUUUACUCCACAUGUAACUGUGCCUGGCCAACAUUUUGAACAUUCUCAUCAGUUCAUUGGAAAGUAAAACCCAAUAAAUCUUUGAAAAUAAUUUCAAAAUACCUAAAUUCAUAUUUAAAGGACUGAGAUUGUUGUGUGGUGAUAAUGUCAAUGAUGACUUAUCUUUUUACCUUAACAGACCAAUGCCCUUCACCACAAAGCAUUUGAGGAGUGGGCCCUGGAAUUCCCUAAUGUCAAAGUCCUAAGUGAUGGAACAAAGAGCAAUGAGGUUCAUCAGCUCACAUGAUUUAUAGUACCUUUCCCUGAGAUAGUGUUGUCUCAUGUUGAUCAAUGUGCAUUGUCCCAGUCAAAUAUGAAUUAAACAUUUGUACAUUUUACCAUUUUUAUUCCACUAGGACCGUCUUGGUGCCGUCGCCUGUCUUCAGCUAACAGUCAAGCACUUCAAGAUCAAAGACCAUGUAAUAGUUAUCGGAGGGUAUGUUUGAAAAAGCCUUCACUGAUUCGAGGUAGAAAACAUUUACUGACACAUGCUGAAAGGCUCUUCUUCUCCACACAGAGACACUUUGUUCAAGGAAGAAUUCAGUCUCAUUAAAGUUAAAGAGAGGUUUUCUGACCUGCAAGCAAAGUGUGAAGACAGCAGUCUGGUUCUUUCCUACCAAUGUAAAGAUGAGGGUGAGUGAAAUGUCAGAUUGCGUGCUUUUGAAGUUUUUUUGUCAUGUCAGCUGUAGCCCCAAAGAACAAGAACGUCUAUUUUGUACACUAAAACCUUUCAAAUGUUGCACUAAUCACACAUUACUUGUUUGAAGUAUAUCUCUAGCUGGAUAACAUUUGUGAGCGAUUGUCAUUACAUUAUUUGUAAUAAUAUUACAUACAUACACUGAGUAUACCAAACACCUUCCUAAUAUUGAGUUGUAUUUCUGUAUUUGCUCCCAUAGAGACACAGAAGUAUGGUAUUUUGGAAGUCGAUGAAGACCUUCGGGUGCUCUGUAUGAAGGAGAAACCUCUUCCCUCGGAGACAAAAUCAAGGAGAGCAGUAAGUGCAUACUAACACUUUUCUGUCCCUCCCUACAAUAUAUCCAACCUCAGACUUUUCUUGCUUUGGAACGUUUAUAAUUGCAACAUUAAAGACUAAGUCACAGUAGAUAAACCUUUGGUUUAUGUUAUAAGUGCUCAAACUAAGAGCGAGUAAUCUAUUUGCUGAUAAGCGCAAGAAGCAUUUGACUUGCUACUAAACCUCCCAGUUUCCCACAGUGUCUACAUAUUCGCCACUUGAUAAUGUAUUCCUUUUUUGCAGUGUCCAUGUUUCUACUUGUUUUCCAAGAAAACCCUUCAUCUAUUGGAUGCCUUUCUUGAUGAAAAUAAGGUAAACAGUUAGUAAUUUCCUUAAUUUGUGCUGGUAAUCCAUCACUUGAUGUUGAUCUAAACUAAAGCAACUGGCUUUUUUCAAAGGAAGCGCCAAUCGAAGAAAAGGACGCACCUGGAAACUUUUUGUCAUGGCUAAUUUCAAGGUACUAUUUCAGAUUGAUGAUCAACAUUCAUGGCUGCAAAAACAAUGCAUUCUCCAAGCACACAUUUCAUUUUCCCACCACAGAAAGCCUGUGUAUAUUCAUCAGAUUUCUGGCCGUUUUGAUGUGGGAAACCUGCCCUCCUAUGUUGAAUGUGACCGGUACUUCAGAGAAAAUCUUCAAGAUGUGAAGUCUUACAUGAUGUAG
Coregonus sp. 'balchen' is the source of this 1944-nucleotide messenger RNA. NCBI's taxonomy places the organism in Eukaryota, Metazoa, Chordata, Actinopteri, Salmoniformes, Salmonidae. The record is from the annotation of a GenBank genome assembly.